CUCGUUUACUGCUCCCUCCCUCUGCCCCUCUCCCUCGUCGGCAGUCGGCUACUAUGUCUAUACCCCCUCGGCCCUUCCCUCCCUCUCUGCCGAGCGCUCCUGGAUCUUCUUCCUACUCGGCCGAGCACCGCCACCCAUCACGCUGCCGAGCGUCCAUCGUCCUCCUCCUCGCGCGAGCGCCUCCACCGCAGGUUGAUCUCCCCUUCGAUUCUCUCGCUGCCGACCGUUUCUCCUCCCAUGACACCACGAACGGAUUCCGCCCUUUAGCUCCCCGUUUCAUAAUCUUCCCCAAUCCGUAACUGAGGCAAAAAUCAAGGCCCUACCUUGCCCUACUGGGUCCUCCGCCCAUGGCGUGUGGCGACCUCUCCCUCGCCCGCCACCUGUUCGACCAAAUCCCCGCCCCGGGCAUCCAUGACUACAACGCUCUCAUCCGCGCCUACUCCCUCCGCGGGCCCGCCCUCGCUCUCCGCCUCUACCGCUCCUUGCGCCGCCGCCGCCUCCCGCAACCCAACAACUACACCUUUCCCUUCGUCCUCAAGGCCUGCUCCGCGCUCCUCGACCUCCGCUCCGCCCGCGCCGUCCACUGCCACGCCGCGCGCGCCGGCCUCCACGCCGACCUCUUCGUAUCCACCGCCCUCGUCGACGUCUACGCCAAGUGCGCCUCCUUCCGGCACGCCGCCACCGUCUUCCGCCGCAUGCCCGCCAGGGAUGUCGUCGCCUGGAACGCCAUGCUCGCUGGCUACGCGCUCCAUGGCAAGUACAGCGACACCAUCGCUUGCCUCCUCCUCAUGCAGGACGACCACGCCCCCAACGCCUCCACCCUCGUCGCGCUCCUUCCGCUCCUCGCCCAACACGGGGCGCUCUCCCAAGGAAGAGCCGUGCACGCCUACAGUGUCCGUGCCUGCAGUCUCCAUGACCACAAGGAUGGAGUCCUCGUCGGCACUGCCCUGCUCGACAUGUACGCCAAGUGCGGACACUUGGUUUACGCCUCCAGGGUCUUUGAGGCCAUGGCCGUCAGGAACGAGGUCACUUGGAGCGCGCUGGUUGGAGGCUUUGUUCUAUGUGGCAGAAUGCUCGAAGCCUUCAGUUUGUUCAAGGACAUGCUGGCUCAAGGCUUGUGCUUUCUUUCUCCCACCUCUGUCGCCAGUGCUCUUAGAGCCUGCGCAAACCUAUCUGACCUCUGUCUCGGCAAACAGCUGCAUGCUUUGCUCGCUAAAUCUGGCCUCCACACUGACCUGACUGCUGGGAACUCGCUCCUCUCAAUGUACGCCAAGGCUGGGCUGAUUGACCAAGCGACGACACUUUUUGAUCAGAUGGUCGUCAAGGACACCGUCUCUUACAGUGCGCUUGUAUCAGGUUAUGUGCAGAAUGGCAAGGCAGACGAAGCGUUUCGAGUCUUCAGGAAGAUGCAAGCCUGCAACGUACAGCCUGAUGUUGCGACAAUGGUGUCGCUGAUCCCAGCUUGUUCACACCUGGCAGCAUUGCAGCAUGGGAAGUGCGGCCAUGGUUCUGUCAUAGUCCGUGGAAUUGCAUCAGAAACCUCCAUAUGCAAUGCCUUGAUAGAUAUGUAUGCAAAAUGUGGAAGGAUUGACCUCUCCAGGCAGAUUUUUGAUGUGAUGCCAGCUCGGGAUAUCGUGUCUUGGAAUACUAUGAUUGCAGGAUAUGGAAUCCAUGGACUCGGGAAAGAAGCCACUGCAUUGUUUUUAGACAUGAAGCAUCAAGCUUGUGAACCAGAUGAUGUCACAUUCAUCUGCUUAAUUUCGGCAUGCAGCCAUUCUGGACUUGUGACUGAAGGAAAACGCUGGUUUCACAUGAUGGCACACAAGUAUGGUAUAACUCCAAGGAUGGAGCACUAUAUCGGCAUGGUUGAUCUUUUGGCAAGAGGGGGGUUCCUUGAUGAAGCCUAUCAGUUUAUCCAGGGCAUGCCACUGAAAGCAGACGUUCGUGUCUGGGGAGCCUUGCUUGGAGCUUGCCGCGUCCACAAGAACAUUGAUUUAGGAAAGCAAGUGUCUAGCAUGAUUCAGCAGCUAGGACCUGAGGGGACCGGCAACUUUGUUCUGUUGUCCAACAUAUUUAGCGCUGCUGGGAGAUUUGACGAGGCAGCAGAAGUUAGAAUAAUACAGAAGGAACAGGGUUUUAAGAAGAGUCCUGGCUGCAGUUGGAUCGAGAUAAAUGGCUCUCUACAUGCAUUUAUUGGUGGAGACAGAUCUCAUGCACAAUCAUCUGAGAUAUAUCAAGAGCUGGACAACAUACUGGUAGAUAUUAAUAAAUUGGGUUACCGGGCUGAUACCAGUUUUGUUUUGCAAGAUGUUGAGGAAGAGGAGAAGGAAAAGGCACUUCUUUAUCACAGCGAAAAGCUAGCAAUAGCUUUCGGCGUCCUCACUCUUAGUGAAGAUAAGACCAUUUUUGUUACAAAGAAUCUCCGUGUGUGUGGAGAUUGCCAUACUGUUAUCAAGUACAUGACCUUAGUCAGGAAAAGGGCUAUAAUUGUCAGAGAUGCCAAUAGGUUUCAUCAUUUCAAGAAUGGACAAUGCAGCUGUGGAGAUUUCUGGUGACAGCAAAAACAGUCUGGAGAACGGGCUCCUGGAAUACUUAGAGAAGAUGUACACUUGAGGCAUAACAGGAACAAGUUGGAGUAGAAUAUAUGGUCAGUUCUAAAAAAUGCUAGAUCUGCUGUUAGAUGUUGGGAUAACCAGUUGGUGGUCAAUUGGUUGAAGUUGCUUCUCAAAUACUCCCUCCGAUCCAUAGUAAGUGUCGGGAAUUUAGUACAAAAUUAGUACAACUUUAUACUAAAUCGUCGACACUUAUUAUGAAUCGGAGGGAGUAGAUAACAUGGUCCCAUAUAUAGCCAUUGGUGAUGGAGCCAUGGCACAACCUGUCUUUCUUCCCAUGCUUUCAGUGGUAGUGGCAGGAUACUCGUUAAGCUGAGCAUGUAUGCAUAUCAUUAUAUGCCACCCUCUGUUAGGGUUGGGUACCUGCGCAACUCACCAGAUAGCUAAGAUCCUUGGCUUUCAGUUUUUUCA
Brachypodium distachyon (stiff brome) is the source of this 3023-nucleotide messenger RNA. RefSeq names its product pentatricopeptide repeat-containing protein At3g16610. Gene Ontology annotation, molecular function: protein binding; zinc ion binding; RNA binding. The coding region runs from base 348 to 2555 and encodes 735 amino acids. Gene Ontology annotation, biological process: RNA modification. The record is from RefSeq and is a predicted model, not a curated record. Lineage: Eukaryota; Viridiplantae; Streptophyta; Magnoliopsida; Poales; Poaceae. The transcript is spliced from 2 exons.